AUGUCUGACGAAGAGAUGGCACAUAAAAGAAAAAGAGAGAUUGAAGGUAGUGAAGAGCAAGAAGAAGGGGAUUCGUGCUCAAAAUACUUUAAUCUCGUAGAUGAUGUUGAUAUUGGACCAGCUCUACCUACAGCCGAUGAUAUUCCUAAAAAGAAAAAGCGAGUUUUACAGCACGAGAAAUUAUAUUUGGAGCGUCUUCCUUCGGCUGAUAUGUACGAAAGAAGUUACAUGCAUCGUGAUGUUCUGAAUUACGUGGCUGUUACAAAAACUGAUUUUGUAAUUACGACCUCAGUAGAUGGUCAUUUAAAAUUUUGGAAAAAGAGCGAUAAAGGAAUCGAAUUCGUCAAGCAUUUUAGAUCACAUAUGGGUGUCAUCGCGGGUAUCAGCGUUUCCGCAGAUGGCUUGCUUCUCGCGACUAUAGCAACUGACAAGGCACUUAAAGUAUACGAUGUUAUUAAUUUUGGCAUUGUCCUUGGUGGCAUGGUGAAUACCUUGUUAGCAUCAAAUUUGCCGUUCAUACAACAUUCGCUGAAUAAUCAUCUCGAAUUAUCUAGUUCAGACCAUGACUCCGGAAAUAUCUAUAUUUAUGAUGGCCGAGGUGAUGGAAAACCAUUGCACACGAUAUCAAAGAUGCAUUCCGAUCCUGUUCAUUUGAUGGCGUACAAUGAGCUAUACCAUUGUGUGGUGUCGGCCGAUGUGUCUGGAAUGGUAGAAUACUGGAAACCUGAAGAGCCGUUUGAUUUGCCCAAGACAAUUUCAUUCGAAUAUAAAUCCGACACUGACUUAUAUGAAUUCAAAAAAGCCAGAACCAUUCCGACUUCCUUGACAUUUUCUCCGGAUUAUAAACAGUUUGUCACGAUGAGCACUGGCGAUCGUCAAGUACGCGUGUUCAAGUUCGAAAGUGGGAAAAUGGUUCGAAAGUACGAUGAAUCUUUGGCGGUUAUGGUUGAAAUGCAACAGGCAGGUACAACCAUAUACAAAUUGGACGAUAUGGAAUUUGGGCGUCGUCUUGCUGUUGAGCGCGAGUUGGAAAAAACCCAACAGGCAGGAACCAUGGAUGCAGUAUUCGAUGAAAGCGGUAACUUCAUCAUUUAUCCCACAAUGUUGGGCAUUAAAGAUUAUUUAAGUGGUCAACAUUAUCUCGAACAAGGUGGCAAGAUUAAUUGGGAAAACCGAACCGCACCGCUUUCUAAAUAUGGCUUUAUACCAGGGGGCGCCAAAGAGAAAGGCAUUCGUCACGCCAUGGCAGCCUCCGAUAAUCCUUUGAUGAAGGAAAGUGAAUCAACUGAUCCGACAUUAUUUUGUACGGCCUUCAAGAGAAAUAGAUUUUUCAUGUUUACGACUCGCGAGCCCGAUGCACACGAGUCGCACAAAGGAGAUCGUGAUGUUUAUAAUGAGAAGCCAUCGCGAGAAGAACAAACGGUUGCAUCCGCAACGCCCACCAAACAGAAACUGGGGAAUACGGCGAUACUACGCACAACCUUGGGAGAUAUCCAUAUAAGACUAUUUCCUGAAUACGCGCCAAAAGCCGUUGAGAACUUCGUCACGCACUCGAAGAACGGUUUCUACAAUAAUGUGAUAUUUCAUCGAGUUAUAAAAGGGUUUAUGAUCCAAACUGGGGAUCCACUAGGCGAUGGAACAGGUGGAGAAUCAAUCUGGGGCGCUGAAUUUGAAGAUGAAUUUAAUAAAGAUCUCAAGCACGAUCGACCAUAUACCGUGAGUAUGGCCAAUGCAGGGCCUAACACGAAUGGAUCUCAAUUCUUUAUAACGGUGGUUCAAACGCCUUGGCUCAAUAAUAAGCACACGAUAUUUGGAAGAGCCACGGCAGGAAUGGACGUAAUUCACGCAAUAGAAAACGUCAAGACUGAUAAACUGGAUAAACCAUAUGAAGAUGUGAAGAUCAUUAACAUUGAAAUUCGUUGA
Messenger RNA from Acaulospora colombiana, 1923 nucleotides. The record is from the annotation of a GenBank genome assembly. Lineage: Eukaryota; Fungi; Glomeromycota; Glomeromycetes; Diversisporales; Acaulosporaceae.